AUGUCUACGAACAGUACAAAUACUUCGAGUACUUCAAGUACUUCAAAUCCAGUGCCAGUACCUGCUGGCGAUAUCGCCUGGGUCAUGGCAUCUACCGCUUUGGUAUUUUUAAUGAUCCCUGGUGUAGGUUACUUUUAUAGUGGUAUGGCUCGUAGUAAGAAUGCAUUAUCACUUAUAAUGCUCAGUGUACUAUCUGCUGCUAUUUUAAAUUUAACUUUUGGCACUUCAACAACGAAAUACAUUGGUAGCGGCGAAAACGCCUUCUUUAUGGGUGUCGAUAUGACUCCCGUUUCUUCAUUAAUUACAAUACCUAAAAUUGCAUACGCAAUGUUUCAAUGUAUGUUUGCCGCUAUCACUCCUGCUCUCGCUUUAGGUUCUGCUGCAGAACGUGGUCGUAUAUUACCAAAAAUUGUUUUUAUCUUUGUUUGGACUACUCUUGUUUACGAUUUCAUCGCUUGUUGGUCUUGGAAUCAAAAUGGUUGGUUGGCCGUCUUGGGUGCUUUAGAUUUUGCUGGUGGUACCCCUGUUCAUAUUUCUUCCGGUAGUGCUGCUCUCGCUUAUGCUAUAAUCCUUGGUAAACGUCAUGGUCAUGCUGCAAAUGCACGUGCUGCAAUGGCUUGUGCUGUUACAAAUUUGUCUGCCGCUGUUGGUGGCUUAACUUGGCAUAUUUUCGAUUUUGAUGAUGCCCUUGAUGUGUUCGCUGUACAUGGUGUUGGUGGUCUCAUUGGAAAUAUUUUAACUGGUAUAUUUGCUCAAAAAUCAAUUGCCGCUCUUGAUGGAACUGUUAUUGCUGGUGGUUGGAUAGACGGAAACUUUAUUCAAUUGGGUUACCAACUUGCUGAUUCUGCUUGUGGUAUUACAUACUCGUUCGUUAUGACAUAUAUCAUUUUAUUUGUAAUGGAUAAGAUUCCAGGAUUAUCUCUUCGUGCCGACGCUGAAGCUGAAGCAAUUGGUAUCGAUGAAUCCGAAUUGGGUGAAUUAGCUUAUUAUCAUAUCGACAAAAUUAUUUCUGUAAACAAAUUAACCGGUGAAACAAAAACUGUUAAAGAAGAAACAGUACUUCAAAAUAAUGAUGUAAACGUUUCAAUUGUGUAA
Dentiscutata erythropus is the source of this 1095-nucleotide messenger RNA. The record is from the annotation of a GenBank genome assembly. NCBI's taxonomy places the organism in Eukaryota, Fungi, Glomeromycota, Glomeromycetes, Diversisporales, Gigasporaceae.